AUGGCUCCAGGAACCCCAAACCAUGACACGGGCCCCACUGGCAGUGUGACACCUAUCCCCUCUGCCCGUAAACACCGCCUUGACGAUGCUUACGAUGCGUCGGAGAAUCGCCGGAAAGAUCCCAAGGUCAAUGAGCAAUCCCAGGUGAACAUCACUGAAGGGGCCAGUGACUCCUCAGAGAACGUCGGAAAUGGUGCUCCCUCGCGUGCAUCACCAGAGCUAGUUAUCGAGGGACAAAUGUUUCACCGACAGACCGUGGAGAGUUGGCUGGAAGCUGUCUUGAACAAUAGGCGAACAAAUAGCCCAAGCACAAACUGCCUCGGCGUUGCUAAAUAUAGCAUUAUCUUGACUAUUUUGGCAAUCGCUCAGUUUCGCAUUUCAAAGAGCGAAUCCAGCAACGACGAAGUAUCAGCCCUGCGGUCAACAGACCCCUUAUUUUGCGCGGCAAUGCACCUCACCGAUACAGAGAGGGGAUUUCCACGGUUGGAGUCAGCCCAGGCCAGACUGAUCCAAGUGCUAUAUCUUCUCCAGACAUUUCGCGUGAAUAGGGCUUGGUACGUAUUCGGCAACGUUUAUCAGAUUGUGUCUUCGCUAGGUCUUCACCGGCGGCGCUCGAGGAAACAAAAUGCUCCCUCAAAUGGUCUUUCAAAUUAUAUCAAGGCACAAUGCGCCAAGCGUGUCUUCUGGGUCACUUAUACCAUUGACAAAUAUCUCAGCGUGGUUAUGGGCCGACCACAGCUUCUACAUGAUGACGAUAUUAACCAAGACUUUCCGGACAGUGUUAAUGACGAGGACAUUGGGCCUGAUGGCCUUGUAACCGUGGACGCUGCGGAGGAUUGUCACAUUGAUUCCCUUAUCUUUCAUGCCAAGAUCGCGCAUAUCAUCGGGCGCAUAUCCCGUCAGGUGUACUCAGUUGGCAAUUCCGUUGGUGAGGGCCGAAAGGCGGCUGCAUAUCAUAUGGUUCACGAACUCCAUGUUUGGCGGGCCAACCUCCCCUUGCAUCUAGGCACAAUUAAGCUGUCCACACUAAUACCGAGCUUCCGGAGAGAAGCCACAGCACUUCAACUCGCCUACUCACAUGCACUUAUCCAUGUUAAUCGCCCGUUUCUCCUCGGCGAUGUAGUUAGUUCUGAUGAUGAAUCCGAGGUAAAAGACCGAAUCACUGAAUGUAUUUCCGCUGCGAAAGCGGCAUUAGAAUUAGUCAACACCAUGGCGAAAGACACAAACUUGCUUCAUUCCUUUUGGUGGACUCAUUAUGUGACCUUUUGCGCACUUGCGGUGGUAUAUAUCUGGAAUAUACAGUGCAAGGCACGCAAUGACGAACAUCUGGAGAAUGAAUCAUCGUACGUGAAGUUAUUUGAUCUCGCUGAGAAGUGUCGGGCUCACUUAGCUUGGAAUGGGUCACCAGCAUCACCCGGGCGAAGGUACGCUGCUAUCUUGGAUGAACUGCGCCUGGAGGCACAACGUGAGACAGUCAGCAAUACUAUUAUGGACCCAGGACCAGGAAUAGCUGGGAGGGUGGGCCACACUUCCAAUUCUCAACUCAGCGUCUUCGAUGGCUCCGGCCUAGCUGAAGCACCCUUUGAAUGCAUAGCCUCCAUAGAUAAGCCUGUGAAUCCCGUUCCUAGCAUGCUUGACACAUGGCAAGCUGUCGACUGGCUGGACCUAGACGCCUCUGCUUUCUACUCGGCUCUCGAUGAUCUAGGAAUCUCACCAACGUGGUAA
Molecule: messenger RNA, 1725 nt
Organism: Aspergillus nomiae NRRL 13137
Lineage: Eukaryota; Fungi; Ascomycota; Eurotiomycetes; Eurotiales; Aspergillaceae
Product: fungal specific transcription factor domain-containing protein
Exons: 5
Coding region: 1-1725 (574 amino acids)
Biological process (GO): DNA-templated transcription; positive regulation of transcription by RNA polymerase II
Cellular component (GO): nucleus
Molecular function (GO): sequence-specific DNA binding; zinc ion binding
Source: RefSeq, a predicted model, not a curated record